GUACUAGGCUUAAAGUUGCAACAACGAUAUUUAAGCGGCUGUGUGCCGAGGGUAUAAGCUAAGGAAAUACCAAAAAAAAAGUACCAGAAAGUACGGCCGCGCAAAGAAUACGAAAUUUAAUCUUUCACUGUGUUCGUGCAGAAGCUGUGUCGAAAACAUUAAAAGAAAUGGAGGGAAGUGCAGAUCCACAGAAGAACCUUGAUGGGGAGGAGCAUGCAGAGUUGGACUUCGCUCCCCAUAUGAAGUUCCUGCCAGACGUACUCCCGCACAGAGACAGAACAACCAGUAAUGCUAUCUCCGAUGAGCUCUCGAGUGAUGAAUCGCUGGACUCCUCCACCAUCAGCUACAUGGAAAGAGAAGAGCCAUUACCAGCAAUGGAUAUGUGUAGGAUGCUAGCCAAAUUUCUGCAGCACCAGCAGAACAACCCCGUUUCCCGUCCGACACCCGCAUUCUCGAGGCCCAUUUUGGCAUAUUGGAAAUCGGAGCUGAACAGCAUGCGUCCGGAAGAUGCCGCCAAAGUAGAGAAGAAGAUGACGAUGCUUCUGUGGGACGAGAAGGAAGCAUUAAACUAUUAAAUUACAUAUACUACGUAUAAAUAAAAACAUCCACAUCCGUUGAACAUUCCAUUUA
Messenger RNA from Drosophila suzukii, 630 nucleotides. RefSeq lists its product as uncharacterized. Lineage: Eukaryota; Metazoa; Arthropoda; Insecta; Diptera; Drosophilidae. The record is from RefSeq and is a predicted model, not a curated record.